AGGACAUAACAAAAUGGGCAAACAUGAUUGGGAAAACAAUGAGGAGAUUCAAAUAUUUCGUGAAUAUUUGCGUAUACCAAGUGUACAUCCAAACGUAGAUUACACUGCUUGUGUGGACUUUCUUAAGCGCCAGGCAACAAGGCUGAAUCUGUCGCUGGAGAUAAUUUAUCCUAACAAGGAGUCAAAUCCAUGUGUGCUAAUGAAAUGGCAAGGCCAGCAGCCUGAGCUGCCUGCCAUACUGCUCAACUCUCACAUGGAUGUUGUGCCCGUAUUUGCAGACAAGUGGACACAUGAUCCCUUCGCCGCUCAUAUGGAUGAAGAGGGACGCAUAUACGCAAGAGGCGCGCAGGAUAUGAAGUGCGUGAGUACGCAGUACCUAGGCGCAAUUCGAGCUCUGAAGGCGGCAGGCUUCCAGCCAAGGCGCACUUUAUACCUCAGUUUUGUACCUGAGGAGGAGGCGGGUCCAAAUCCCGGAAUGCUUGAGCUGGUGCAGGCGGACUACAUGCAUAAGCUUAAUAUUGGUUUCAGUCUUGACGAAGGCAUAAGCAGCGAGAAUGAAAUUUACAAUGUUUUUUAUGCAGAGCGCACUUUGUGGCAUGUCAGAUUUAAGAUCAGUGGCACCUCCGGUCAUGGCUCACUGUUGUUAUCUCACACGGCUGGCGAGAAACUUAAUUAUCUGCUAGCCAAGUUAAUGGAAUUUCGAGCUGCGCAGGUUAAACUGCUUGAGGGAAACUCCAGCUUGACUAUUGGCGAUGUGACGACUGUUAAUCUUACACAAGUGUGUGGUGGAGUGCAAAGCAAUGUCGUGCCACCUUUGCUGGAGCUUGGCGUUGAUAUACGCAUUGCAGUUACAAUGGAUAUAGCUGCGUUUGAAAAACAAAUUCGCCAGUGGUGCGAGGAAGCAGGCAGUGGCAUUGAAUUUAUAUUUGAAACGAAGGAUGAAUUUGUGCCGCCAACAAAAGUCGACGCAACGAAUCCUUAUUGGCUGACCUUCAAGCAAAGUUUAGAUGAACUUGGUUUAAAAAUACGAUUGCUCGUAUUCACCGGAGCAACUGAUAGUCGCUUUAUACGUCAGGUGGGCAUACCAGCCUUGGGCUUUUCACCAAUCAACAAUACGCCCGUAUUGCUCCAUGAUCAUAAUGAAUAUCUACGGGCAGAUACUUAUCUGCAAGGCAUUCAGACUUAUAAGAAAAUCAUCAGCAGUCUAGCAAACUGUUAG
This is a messenger RNA of Drosophila busckii, 1219 nucleotides long. RefSeq names its product aminoacylase-1-like. The record is from RefSeq and is a predicted model, not a curated record. Gene Ontology annotation, molecular function: aminoacylase activity. Gene Ontology annotation, biological process: amino acid metabolic process. The transcript has 4 exons. NCBI's taxonomy places the organism in Eukaryota, Metazoa, Arthropoda, Insecta, Diptera, Drosophilidae. Gene Ontology annotation, cellular component: cytoplasm. Bases 14 to 1219 code for a protein of 401 amino acids.